UUGUAUUAUCGUUUGCGUCACAAGUUAGAGUAAAAGUUCAGUUGAUUCUUCGCCAAUUAAACAAACAGAAUCGAUUUUACUCGGAAAAUAAAACUUUUAUUGGAACAGUUAUAGAAGCAAUGCAAGUGCAGCUUUUUUGAACUAGUAUUUAAUUAAAUUUCAAUCAAGGUGAGUGCUUACGUCUCAAGACACUUGACAGGUGACUUCCGCAUUCAUAUUUACAGUACACCAGAAGAGAUCAGAACCAGAAUUAAUUCAGCACUAUGUGCAGUGACAGAUCUAUCGAUUAUCCACAGGAUUUCAGUUCAGUUCAGCGGAAGAGAUCAGAACCAGAUUUCAGUCAUGUGUCUGUGAGGAGUGGCUGGUCUAUGGAUAAUCCACAAAAUUUCAGUUCAUUACCACGAAAGAGACCAGAACAGCCAGAGACCAGACAUGUGUUGAGAGACAUAUCUACAGGUCAUCAACAAGAUUUCAGUUCAGUUCAGCGGAAGAGAUCAGAACCAGAUUUCAGUCAUGUGUCUGUGAGGAGUGACUGGUCUAUCGAUAAUCCACAAAAUUUCAGUUCAUUACCCCGAAAGAGACCAGAACAGCCAGAGACCAGCCAUUUGUGGAGAGACAUAUCUACAGGUCAUCAACAAGAUUUCAGUUCAGUUCAGCGGAAGAGAUCAGAACCAGAUUUCAGUCAUGUGUCUGUGAGGAGUGACUGGUCUAUCAAUAUUCCACAAAAUUUCAGUUCAUUACCCCGAAAGAGACCAGAACAGCCAGAGACCAGCCAUUUGUGGAGAGACAUAUCUACAGGUCAUCAACAAGAUUUCAGUUCAGUUCAGCGGAAGAGAUCAGAACCAGAUUUCAGUCAUGUGUCUGUGAGGAGUGACUGGUCUAUCGAUAAUCCACAAAAUUUCAGUUCAUUACCACGAAAGAGACCAGAACAAGCUAUGUUCAGCCCUGUGUCUAUGUGGAGAGACAUAUCUACAGGUCAUCAACAAGAUUUCAGCCAUGAAGUCCUCAACACGUUUAGAUCAAAACUGAAGAAGAAGUUUGAGUGUCUUUAUGAGGGAACAGCGAUGCAGGGAAACCCAACACCCCUCAAUGAGAUCUACACGGAGCUCUACAUCACAGAGAGUGAGAGUAGAGAGAUCAGUAAUGAACACGAGGUGAGACAGAUUGAGACACAAUCCAGGAGAACAGCAACAGAGGACACACCGAUCAAAUGUAGAGACAUCUUUAGAGCUUUACCUGGACAAGACAAACCCAUCAGAACUGUGCUGACAAAGGGAGUCGCUGGCAUUGGAAAAACAGUCUCUGUGCAGAAGUUCAUCCUGGACUGGGCUGAAGGGAAAGAGAAUCAGGACGUCCAGCUCAUAUUUCCUCUUCCUUUCAGAGAGCUCAAUCUGAUGAAGGACAAAACACUCAGUCUUUCAGCUCUUCUUCAAGAUUUUUUCCCUGAAACAAAAGACAUUAAAAUAUCCAGUGGCAAAUAUAAAGUGUUGUUCAUCUUUGAUGGUCUGGAUGAGUGUCGUCUGUCUCUGGAUUUUCGGAGUGAUGUGAGGAGGUGUAAUGUAAGUGAAUCAGUCUCAGUGGACGUGCUGUUGAAAAACCUCAUUGUGGGGAAUCUGCUUCCCUCUGCUCUCAUCUGGAUCACCUCCAGACCAGCAGCAGCUGAUCUCGUCCCGUCUGAGUGUGUCCAUCGAGUGACAGAGGUACGAGGCUUCAAUGACCCACAGAAGGAGGAAUACUUCAGGAAGAGAGUCAGUGAUCAGACCGCUGUUCUGGAGAAGAUGUUGAGUCGAGCAGAGCGUGGAGAGAUUCCCAAGACUCUCACUCAGAUGUACACACACUUCCUGACGGCACAGAUUAAAAUCAAAGGCACAAAGUACAAUGAGAAGAAGAGCAAAGACAAAGAGAUGAUUUUCAAACUAGGGAAACUGGCAUAUGAGCAGCUGGAUAGAGGCAACCUGAUCUUCUAUGAGGAAGAUCUGAGAGAGUGUGGCAUUGAUGUGACAGAAGCAUCAGUGUACUCAGGAUUUUCAUCAGAACGUUUUUCUUUAUCUGACCUGCACAAGAAAGCUGUGGAUGUGGCUCUACAGAGUAAAAACGGACAUCUGGAUCUUUUCCUGCAGUUUCUUCUGGGUCUAUCAGUGGAGUCUCAUCAGGUUCUUCUACAAGGACUAAUGAAACAGACAAGAAGCAGAUCAGACAGAAAUCAGAAAACCGUUAAGUACAUCAAGAAGAAAAUCAGGACCAUUGACUGUCCAGAGAAAUCCAUCAAUCUGUUCCACUGUCUGAAUGAACUGGGCGAUCAUUCACUAGUGGAUGAAAUACAACAGUAUCUCAGAUCUGGAACAAUAAAUAAAGCCAAACUGUCUUCAUCUCAGUGGUCAGCUGUAGUUUUUGUGUUGUUGACAUCAGAGGAUAAACUGGAUGAGUUUAAUCUUAAUAAGUUUGUUGGAGGAAACAAUAAAGCUGAAAAUAUGAAGGUUCUUCAGAAGCUGCUGCCUGUGAUUAAAGAAUCCAGAUCAGUUCAGUAA
Messenger RNA from Carassius gibelio (silver crucian carp), 2528 nucleotides. RefSeq names its product NLR family CARD domain-containing protein 3-like. NCBI's taxonomy places the organism in Eukaryota, Metazoa, Chordata, Actinopteri, Cypriniformes, Cyprinidae. The record is from RefSeq and is a predicted model, not a curated record. The transcript is spliced from 13 exons. Bases 264 to 2528 code for a protein of 754 amino acids.